Phyllopteryx taeniolatus (common seadragon) is the source of this 4239-nucleotide messenger RNA. RefSeq names its product slingshot protein phosphatase 1b (gene ssh1b). Gene Ontology annotation, cellular component: cytoplasm. Bases 80 to 2641 code for a protein of 853 amino acids. The record is from RefSeq and is a predicted model, not a curated record. The transcript is spliced from 16 exons. Gene Ontology annotation, biological process: actin cytoskeleton organization; protein dephosphorylation; negative regulation of actin filament polymerization. Lineage: Eukaryota; Metazoa; Chordata; Actinopteri; Syngnathiformes; Syngnathidae. Gene Ontology annotation, molecular function: protein tyrosine/serine/threonine phosphatase activity; actin binding.
GCCCGUCGAGACGUCGGGGAGGGCCCUCCAGGAGUCCGAGCGGACCCCCACGCUCGGGUCCGCCAAAAGGUCCCCCUAAAUGUCCGAGACUGAAACGGCUGGGCAAAGAAGAGGAGUCAAGACAAGCACGCCAUUAAGCGGCUGUGGACCAGCACCCGCACGAGGAGCCGCGUCGCCCGGCCUGACUGGCCGUUUUCUCCCCGGUGACAGCGGAGGCGAACUCGGCGCAUCUCCCCCCCAUCCUCCGCAUCCGCAUCCUCCUCUUCCUCCGGCCAUGGCCCUGGUGACUCUGCAGCGCUCCCCCAGCCCCAGUGCAGCCCCGUCGGCCAGCAGCGUGGGGGAGAAUUUUGGAAGUGACGAUGACCGCAAAAAUAACCAAUGCCUCAAGGAGAGCUUCUUCAUGGUCAAGGGGGCCGCCCUCUUCCUCCAGCAGGGCGGCAGCACCGAGGACCCCAAGACCCCCACCCGCCGCACACACGCGGUCUGCGUUUUGUGUUUGUUUCCAGGCGACUUGCCUCAACACCUGCAGGUCAUGUUUAAGAGCCUCCGCUCGGAAGAUCGCAUUAAACUGGCGGUGCGACUGGAGAGCGGCCGGUCGGAGCGCGUGCGAUACAUGCUGGUGGUGUACACCAGCGGCCAUCGGGACACGGAGGAGCACGUCGUGCUCGGCAUGGACUUCGCCGACAAAGACAGAAAAAGCUGCUCCAUCGGGAUGGUGCUGCCGCUGUGGAGCGACACCAACAUACGCUUGGAUGGCGACGGAGGCUUCAGUGUGAAGACGGCGGGACGCUCGCAUGUCUUCAAGCCUGUGUCAGUGCAGGCCAUGUGGUGCGCCCUUCAGGCGGUGCACAAGGCGUGCGAGGUGUCUCGCCGCUUCAGCUACUUCCCCGGCGGCCCGUCCCUCAGGUGGACGGCGUUCUACGAGGGCCGCGUGUCGUCCGAGCAGAGCUGCGUCAACGAGUGGAACGCCAUGACAGACCUGGAGACCACUCGCCCCGACUCCCCUGCCACGUUCGGGGACCAGCCGAGCGAAAGAGAGCGAACGGAGAGUCUGAUAAAGGCCAAGCUGCGCGGCAUCAUGACGUUCCGAGACUUGGAGAACAUCACUUCCAAGGAGAUCCGUAACGAGCUGGAGCAACACAUGAGCUGCGACCUGAAAGAAUUUAAGGAGUUCAUCGACAACGAGAUGCUGCUCAUCCUGGGCCAGAUGGACAAGGCCACGCUCAUCUUCGACCACGUCUACUUGGGCUCGGAAUGGAACGCCUCUAACCUGGACGAACUUCGUGAAUGCGGCGUGGGCUACAUUCUGAACAUGACCAGAGAGAUUGACAACUUCUUCCCGGGCAGCUUUUCCUACCACAACGUACGCGUUAACGACGACGACGCCACCGACCUGCUGGCCCACUGGAACGACACCUACAACUUUAUUGUCAAAGCCAGGAAGAACAGCUCCAAGUGCCUGGUGCACUGCAAGAUGGGCGUGAGCCGCUCGGCCUCAACGGUGAUGGCGUACGCCAUGAAGGAGUACGGAUGGUCCCUGGAGAAAGCUUACAACUUUGUCAAGCACAAGCGCAGCAUUGCUCAGCCCAACGCUGGAUUCAUGAGGCAGCUGGCAGAAUACCAGGGCAUCCUUGAUGCCAGCAAACAGCGUCACAAUAAGCUCUGGCGACCCGGCAUUGACGAGGAAGCCUCGGACGACAUGCCAGUCUCGAGCCAGGUCGCUGGGCAGCAGGGUGACGAGGAGGAGGCCUGGGGGCUCUGCGGGGCGUCCCCCUGCAGGGGUCUGGAGAUGGAGCCCCUGGACUCUCUCAACUACAACUACUACUUCCGACGUUUGUCCGAUUCUGCGCUGGACAGCGAGCCCUCCACGCCGGUACGAGGCCCUCCCCUGCUUGGCAUGGAGAGGGUCUUCAUCGAGAUCGAGGACGUGGAGCGAGACGCCCUCCUGGAGGACGAGGGCUUCCCCGUGGCCCAUCUGGCCUUGCCGGGCGGCGGUGGCGGUGGGGGCACGGGGGCACAGACGUGCGGACGUCUCGACCCCCUGGAGGACAUGAGGCUAAGGUUAGAGUUCAGCACACUGGAGGAGGAAGACGAGGAGGAGGCCAAGAAGGAAGAGGCCGAGAUGGCCGCCUUGGAGGGCAAGAAGCACGUGGAGGAGAGCCGUCUGGGUCUGGCCAACUUGAACACCAACAACAGCAACCGGUUGGCCGCCAAGCGAAGCUGCCCGGCCGCCUUUGACGACAGCGCUAGCACGGGCAACCCUUUUAAAGUCAAGCCAUCCUACCAGUCCUGCAAAGACUGCUGCCUGCGUCUGCCACAAGGUCGGCGCUGCGACCGCCCGGCGGGGUCGCGCUCCCACCGCCUCAACCCCUCUCGACACUGCACCCUUCCCACCAUCUGCAUCGAUCCCCCCGGGACCAUUUUCAUUUCACAGUCGCUACCGAAUCUUGCCCCACCACUCCCGGUCCAGUACUGCUCUUCUGCCGGGGUCCCGCUUUCACGGCAGAAACUGGUGUCGCCCAUGAGCUGCGAAGACCCCACGCAUGCCUGCGCCUUGGCGGAAGCAGAAGCCAUGGACCAACCUGAGGCGGAAGGACAGACCGGUCCUCAGGCCGGGUCGGAAAUCGCAGAAAUCGAGUGAUACGGGCACCAAAUGUCUAAAUCGGUGAUCUGCUUUGAUGUGGAACAACGGUACCGGCUUCCUGUGACAGGGUAGCCCGAGUUCGGGCAAGAAAGAUUUAGACUGGCCGCUUUGAGGGGUAGGACUCAGACAAAGCUGGUUGGCCGAAUGCAUCCGGUUGGGCUUGGACCAAAAAGACUACUUGGAACCUGAAACCUGGAAACGGAAACAGGACGACCAAGUCCUUUUACUCUCGAGGGGCACUGUACGUCAUUUUUACAAAAGCAUGGAUGCCAGGAUCAGAUUUUAGGUCGCUUGAGCUGGAACUAUCAACGAUGAGAUUGCAACAAGAAGGAUACAUAUCUCAAAUCGGUGUAACUCAUAAACAAUAUUCACAAAGAAUCUCGAUGGUUGUAGCAACAAGGCGAUGUUUUAUGUCCAAGUGUCGUGAUUUUGCAUCUCAAGAGUACAUUUCAAUUCAAAGUUUGGUAUUUAAUUUUUUUUUUUCAGGAUUUAAUGCAAUGCUGUGUUCACACGUUUGGUACACUGGUCCAGACCAUGGUUAAAAAAAAAAAGCAACAACCAGAUCCAUAGUCCUUGUUCUUCAAGUGUUCCAAAAAUGAUGUAGUCCGUGUAGUUAACUGAACCAAACAGAAGCAGAGUCCACUUUCAAGUGGUUAAUUAGUCAUUUGGUACUGUGAUCCUGAGCAUGGUACAGAUUUCAAAAAACGACCACUCUUAAGGAUUCCAACCAAGUCAAGAAAAAAAAUCUGUCCCUGACACACGUUUCACCGAUUGACACCAAAUGAGAUGGAUGUGUCGAUUAUAACAGGACACCGGAAAAAGUCAUGAACCCAAGCCAUAAAUUCAACAGGAAGUCAGCCAUUUUGGUCGUUUUCCAAGCAGGAGCCACCUUUGACAAACUCCUACGAAGGAAUUCCCCCAAAUUAGCACAGAUUAGAAGCGGUUAUAUGAGACACAUUGGUCUGACUAAAUGGCGAGAAUCGUGAGUUUUUGUCAUUUUGGGAAGAAAAUCAGUCACUGACGCCAGUUUCACUGAUUCACACUAAAUUGGGUGGAUGUGUCUGGAUGCAAGAAAAAGUCCCCCCCAAAACCAGUUUUCCCAGUCGACACAUAAUCGGGUGUACAUGUCUAUCAUAAACGUGCGCAGUCUCAAAGAUUCCUGCCUGAGACUGAACUGGAAGUCGGCCAUUUUGGUUUGAGGUGGCCUUUUGGGGAAAAUGUAAUUAUCAGUUCCCUUAGGGCAAGUUUGGGGAAGAAAAAAACCAAAAAAACCUAACCCGACACCAGUUUCACAGAACGACACAACAUUGGGUGGACAUGUCUAUCAUAACAGGAUGCACAAAAAAGUCUCAAGGACACAUGCGUGGAAUGGACCGGGAAGUCAACCAUUUUUGUUUGAGGUGGCCUUUUGAGGCGUCAAUUCGCAAUGCACGGUCUGAUUGGAACGGCUACUUCAACCUGAGUAAAACGCAGCAAGAACUUUGAAAAUGUUUUUUUUUUUUUUUGUGUGUGUGUGUGUGUGAUAUUACCCACACAAGUUGGUCAGAGAAAACCUUCAAAUUAGAGUAAAACAAUAAACUGCAAAUAUUUCUCAA